GAGAAUCAGGCGCGCGCAUCUGGGAAAGAGAUGUCGCACGAUCUCACGUAUUGUCUCUUUUGGGAACAAGGACUUUGCUUUUGUUCUCUUUUUGUGAGCUGGAGAGAGCUACACACGGUAGAAAAAGUGCGGAUACUUUGUCAGACGGCCUUCAUGGAGGCUGCGAGAUCGCUAGAUCAAAAUCGGGCCCGGCCAGGGUCAUUUCCUUAUUGAGGUUGUUGGUGUUGGAAAGUUGCCAUCAAAACCGUGGCUCUGCCAUGUUUAUCAAGAUUCAGCCGAGUGGGGGCACUCUUCGUGGCGCUCGCUUGCGCACGCUUAUGUGGCUGGCGUUUGUGGGAUGUUGAUCGAGGCUGAAUCUAUCUUUGAUCGGUCGGUCUGAUCCGUCGCAAGACGAAGCAGUCAUGUUCG
Molecule: messenger RNA, 408 nt
Organism: Mycena citricolor
Lineage: Eukaryota; Fungi; Basidiomycota; Agaricomycetes; Agaricales; Mycenaceae
Source: the annotation of a GenBank genome assembly